Messenger RNA from Opisthocomus hoazin, 2585 nucleotides. NCBI's taxonomy places the organism in Eukaryota, Metazoa, Chordata, Aves, Opisthocomiformes, Opisthocomidae. The record is from RefSeq and is a predicted model, not a curated record.
AUGGCUAAUAACGUUCACAUGAGUGGGCUGCUGAGCCGCCACGAUGACGAAGCCACCAGGACCUCCACCUCAGAGGGCCUGGAGGAGGGUGAGGUGGAAGGGGAGACCCUCCUGAUUGUCGAGUCUGAGGACCAGGCUUCGGUGGAUUUAUCGCAUGACCAGAGUGGGGACUCUCUGAACAGCGACGAAGGUGACGCGUCCUGGAUGGAGGAGAUGUCCUAUUACUGCGAGAAGUGCCAGAAGUGGAUUCCAGCAAGUCAACUGAGAGAACAGCUCAGCUACCUCAAAGGAGAUAACUUUUUCAGAUUUACUUGCUCUGAUUGCUCAGAAGAUGGCAAGGAGCAAUUUGAACGGCUGAGAUUAACAUGGCAACAAGUUGUCAUGCUGGCAAUGUACAAUUUGUCUCUGGAAGGAACAGGCCGUCAGGGGUACUUCAGAUGGAAAGAAGAUAUUUGUGCUUUUAUUGAGAAACACUGGACUUUCUUAUUAGGGAACAGGAAAAAGACCUCGACAUGGUGGAGCACAGUCGCUGGCUGUCUCUCUGUGGGGAGCCCCUUGUUUUUCCGCUCAGGGGCACAGGAAUUCGGAGAACCGGGGUGGUGGAAACUGGUUCAUAAUAAACCCCCGACAAUGAAACCUGAAGGAGAGAAGUUGUCUGCAUCUGCACUAAAGGCANUAGCAGCUUCAAAGCCACCUCUGGAUCCCAUCAUUACUGUGGAAGGCCUCAGGAAGCGGGUGAGCCGCAAUCCAGUCGAAUCGGCCAUGGAGCUGAAGGAGAAGAGAUCUCGCACUCAGGAAGCCAAGGAUAUUCGGAGAGCCCAGAAGGAGGCAGCUGGCUUCUUGGACCGGAGUAGUUCCUCCACUCCCGUUAAAUUCACCAGUCGAGGCCGUCGUCCUGAUAUUGUCCUUGAGAAAGGAGAAGUCAUCGACUUCUCCUCCUUGAGCUCUUCAGAUCGCACUCCUCUGACAAGCCCUUCUCCUUCCCCAUCUCUGGACUUCUCCGCUCCUGGCACGCCAGCCUCACAUUCAGCUACGCCCAGCCUUCUCUCAGAAGCAGAUCUCAUCCCAGAUGUCAUGCCACCACAGGCUCUGUUUCAUGAUGAUGAGGAGAUGGAAGGAGAUGGAGUCAUAGACCCAGGAAUAGAGUACGUGCCCCCUCCCAGUGGGACAGCUGGUCCUGGCACUGUGAUAGCAAGUAGAAAAAAAGUGAAGACGGCUGAGCAGAUCAAGCAAGAGGUGGAGAGUGAAGAAGAAAAAACAGAAAGGAUGGAAGGUGACAGUGAAGAUCCUGAAGAGUCAAACAUGUCGCUGCAGGUGAGGGGGCGAGACAAGAGAAAGCCCCAGCUGGAGAAGGAUGCUAAACCCAGAGCUCCCAAGCACACCUCUGUUAGCAUCUAUGAGGAGAAGCUGCUGCUGAAGAGACUGGAAGCCUGUCCCAAUGCCAUGAGCAUGACCCCAGAGGCCCGUAGACUGAGGCGCAAGGUUGUGAAUGCUGCACUGCUCUUGGUUGAUGGGAUUUACGGAGCCAAAGAAGGAGGUGUUUCCAGGUCCCCAGUAGGGCAAGCAACAUACAGAACUACUAGCCAGGACUUCAGGAUCUUGGACAGAUACCAGACAAUGCUGCCUGCCAUGAAGGGAUAUCGACAGCAGACAACGAAGUUUCUGUAUCGACUGGUAGGCUCAGAAGACCUGCUGACAGACCACAGUAUUGUCAGUCCUUACACAUCCCGUGUCCUGAAACCUUACAUCAGGCGCGAUUAUGAGACAAAGCCCCCAAAACUCAGGCUGCUGGCAGAAAUCCGGGCGUAUCCACACAGGAAUGAUCUCAACUGGAAGGCUGAGCCAGAAGCACCCGUUGAUUACUGCUAUGUUCGCCCUAAUCACAUCCCCACUAUAAACUCCAUGUGCCACGAAUUCUUCUGGCCUGGAAUUGAUUUGUCAGAAUGCCUGCAGUAUCCAGACUUCAGCGUUGUCGUCCUUUACAAGAAAGUUAUUAUUGCCUUUGGCUUUAUGGUGCCAGACGUGAAAUACAAUGAAGCUUACAUCUCUUUUCUGUUAGUUCACCCUGAGUGGAGAAGAGCUGGGAUUGCAACCUUCAUGAUUUACCAUCUUAUCCAGACCUGCAUGGGCAAAGACGUAACCCUUCACGUCUCUGCAAGCAACCCUGCUAUGCUGCUCUACCAAAAAUUUGGAUUUAAGACUGAAGAAUAUAUUCUGGAUUUCUAUGACAAAUACUAUCCCUUAGACAGCAAGGAGUGCAAGCACGCGUUCUUUCUUAGGCUGCGGCGCUGAUCCGCCGGAGCUGUCUGAGGGCGUGCGAAAAGCCCGAUCUGUCAAGCAGAGAAUUACCACGGCUUUCAGUGGAGGAUGUUGGCUGCCGUGUGAGAGCUGGAACCCACUGAGGCCUUUAUCCCUAGGACUUCAGACGUCAGCAGUGCUAUGUUGUGUGCUGAAAGUGCAAUCCAAGAGGACUGAUUCCUGCGCUCUAAGGGGAGAGGCCUGGAAAUGCCAACUGGGACAUGCUGAAACCACCAGAAGACUGAAGUUAUUUAUGAGGAGUUUUCCUGCCGCUGUUACUUUGGAGA